CUGAAACACGUCAAUGUUGGUUUUGGCAGUUCAGCUGUUUUGCGGUAUUGUGUCAUUUUAGAGCAGUUCUGGAUAAAAAUGGACCGUUUCCUUGGGAACAUAGCGAUCUUGCUAACUUUUCACACCCAACACCCACCACUGCUCUCUGUGGAAAUGGGCGAUAUAAUGUGAGUCAGGUAGCCACAGCUAGCUACGUGAAUGUUAUAAAACAGUCAGGGCAAUGUAGAUAGUUAACGCUGUACAUGUAGCCGAGCGGAUUCACAGUUUUCCUGGGUUUAAAAGGGACAAAUUCUGCCUGGUCUCAGCUGCGUUUAAUAAGGCAUCCGGGAAUCGGAAAUUCUGUAUUUGUCUUUUGCGGGGAUUCAUAAGAAGGCCCCAUGGAUCAGGACUGUAGCAGUGGGUCUAGCGCCCCCGGUGGCUCGGUGGUGCAAGUGUGCUUCCCCAGCGUGAGAGCGGCCGUCUUGGACAGUCUGAACCGGCAGCGGGAGGAGGGCCGGCUCUGUGAUCUCUCCAUCCAGGUGCAGGGGCAGGUGUUCAGGGCGCACCGCUGCGUGUUGGCCGCCUCUUCGCCCUACUUCCACGACCAGGUGCUGCUGAAGAACGUCACCACGGUCUCGCUGCCGUCGGUCAUGGACCCGCUGGCCUUCGAGAGCGUGCUUAGCUCUGCCUACACCGGCCAGCUCAGCAUCGUGCGCGAUGACAUCGUCAACUACGUGACGGUGGCCAGCUUCCUGCAGAUGUGGCACAUCGUGGACAAGUGCACCGAGAUCCUGAAGCGCCCACGGGCCGCGGCGGGGGGCGGACCGGGUGGCGGGGGGCCCCAGAACGCGCCGUCCCGGCAGCAGUCCCCCAGCAGCACCGACUGCCUGUACGCGGAGAGGGAGCGGGAGAGGGGGGAGAGGCCGAGGGGCGGGGAGGUCACGGAGAGGGACGCGUCUGAGAGGGAUGCCAGGGAGAGGGGGCAGGGCAGCCCCAUCUCCCUGGAGAAGAGGGGCCAUGGGCAGGAUCAGGGCUGCCUGCCCCCCCUGGCCUCCUGGCGGAGGCCGCAGCAGCUGUCCCGCUGGGGGCGUUCCCGGCCCCUGGUCCAGCCGCCCCAGCCCCCCCUGUCCGGGCCCCCCCAGUCUUCCGCGGACUCCCAGCUGGACCCCAGCCUGGGUGCAGAGAGCGAUUACUCCAGCUGUGAGGAGAUCUGGCUGUCCGGCAGCGGGAAGGCCAGCCCCCGCGGGCACGAGGGUGGGGGGGGGAACCCCUGCAGGCCCGGCCUGGAGCACCCCGGCAGGGCGGGGGCCCACAGCUCCUCUGGACACACAGGCGAGGCUGGGAGACAGAGGCUGAGACCAAGCAGACCGAAGGGGCCCCCCCAGACCUGCCCCACCAACGACUUCCAGAAAUUCGGGGGCAGGGAGCCGCAGGGGAAGAGGAAGAGAGAGAGGGGGACAGAAGCGGAUGAAGGAAUGGGAGAAACGGUGAGGGAAGACGGGAUGGACCGAACAGAGAAGGCAGGGCAUUCCGGAGAGUACCCCACCAGCAUGUACCAGGGAGAUGACCUUGAGGCGGUGGAUGAAGGUGACGACCUAGAGGGUGUACAGAAGGAGGAGAGAGACCCAGAGAGCAAUGCUGACAUUGGGCCCCCUCAUGGGGCAGUGAUGGAGGCAGUGGUGCCUGGCCCUUCAUGCCCAGGCCCGCUACUCCCUGGGCGGAUGCAGUGGCAGGCGAGCCCCUGGCUUCAGCCAGGCGGCAGGCCUCUGGAGGGGGAGGAGGAAGACGAUGACGACGAAGAGGAGGAAGUGGAUUUUGGCCGAUUUGCAGAUGAGAGCGGGGUUUCCUUUGGCGGACAAACUUAUGAUGAAAUCGAAGAUGGCACCGGGCAAGUAUCGCAGAGGCCUUUGGUGCCCGCGUCACCAAAUGACGAUGGCGAGUAUCUCCUGGGACCUCCGGAAUUAAGCUGGCCGCCUCCAAACAUCGCCACCCAGGGGCCGGGAGGUGCAAUUGCGCCCAGCACCAGCCGGCACUUGUCUCCAUCCUCGGCCCCGUUCCCGCCUUCCUCCUCUCCCCCCAUCCCAUCCUCCUCCUCCCUCUCGCUCGCCGGCGCCCCCUACACGGGUAAGGUGCACUUCUGCCACUGUGGCAAGGCCUACACCCUGAAGAGCAUGCGGGACCGCCAUGUCAAGAUGCAGCACCUCAACCUGCGGCCGUUCGCCUGCCCCGUCUGCGCCAAGACCUUCAAGAUGAAGCACCACCUGACCAAGCACCUGAAGACGCACGGCAGCCUGAGGCCAUACGAGUGCGGCCUCUGCGGGAAGAAGGUGAUCUGGCGGGACAGCUUCCUGCGGCACCAGGCGCGCUGCGAGAGGCUGGCGGCUGCCGGCAUGCCGCCCGGGUAUGACUCUGGCGUGGGCGCUGGCGCCAGCAGCAACGACGCGGAGGAUGGCUACGGCUACGGCUUCGAGGAGGGGGAGGGGUUUCUGUCCGAGGCCGGCCAGGUGAAGGUGGAGGAGGCGGACUUUCAGGGGGAGGCAGAGUCGGCGAUGGGGGGGUUGCUCGGGGGGGUGUCUGCGGAGGGUCUUGAGGUCGGGACCCAGGCUAGGACUAUGGGGGGGCAGGGGUUGAAAGAGGAGGCGGAUAGGUACAGCUGAGAGGGGGAGGACAGAGCCUGGUGUUCCUGGCGGCUUCUGGGUUUUAACAGGGCUUUUUUUUCCGUUAACUAAGGGAGAGGUUGUCAGCCCUGGUCAAGGGGGACGUAAUUAGAACAAUCAUAGUAAUAAAGGAACACAGGCGAUUCGGAGUCUUACUGCUGAAAUUCUGAGUGCCUCAAACACUGUAAUGAUUGAUCCAGUAGUGUAUUUAAGAGCUUGGAACAAAAACCAGAAACAUCUUUAUGUACUCUAGUGAUCUGAUACCGUGAGGCAUGCCUUUUCCAAUGAAAGUCUGAAUUUUGGGUUGACUUUGGGUUAAAAUUGAUACUUUUUGGACAUUUGAACUGAAAUCAAUGAAGCUCAGCUCUGUAAACACCCAGUAAAUUUCCCUUCAGAUAUGUAAAUUAUGAAAACGGUCAGUUAUUUCUGUGGCGGGCCAUAUUCUGAGAAAAUCGUUAAUAUUAAGUUUCAGGUUACCUGUUUUUAGCAGCAACUGAAGGACACUGCCCUGCAAACUGGAGUGUCGUUCACUCACUCAGAUUCAGAUUCACUCAGAGUGACUCUCUCACCCAAUAACUCCCUGACUCACCGAGUGAGUGAAUCCCUGUUCAGUGAAUGGCAUUACCUCGUUUCACCACUAGAUGAGGCCGGAGAGAUGCAUUCCCAGAAUCCCAGCCUCCAUACAAUGAUUAUUCAGUUCUUGCUGUCAGAUGCAGCAUUCUUUAAUGGGUGAGAACAACCUUUUGAACUUUCCAGUUACUGGUACUAACUUAUUGAGCUUUGAUUUCGUUUCCACCGCCAGAGUUCAUGUCAGUGUUGCAGUGUGAGGCAGAGGGCACAUUGAUGUUGUAUGGGACGAACCAGCGCAGACAUCUGGUUUAAGGGCAGCCACGUACUAACUUAAAUUUACUAACAGUGUGAAUCCUUACGAAUCCUUCGGUCUAAUCUGAUGCGAAAUGCCUUGAAGCCAGUCUUGAGAUAUAACAGUGCACUGUGUGUAGUGGUCUUGAUUCCGCUGGUAAAUACUGAGCUUUCAAUCUUACCCUUUAUGAAAAAAUAUAAACGCUAAUUACCAAAGAACCCAAAAUGGAAAAACAAAAGAAUUGCUUUGGGACACCAUAACACAAGCCAGGUUUUUUUCUGUCAAAUUAGCUGGGAUGCAGGUAAUUGGCUUGACGACAUAUUUAUCAGGAAAUGUCUCAUUUUAAUGCUCACAAUUUCCUGUGUCUUAAUUUGGCAUACUGUACGUGCGCAAUUUUCAUUGCUUUGCAAACUCAUUAGGGACAGAUCGUGAGCUGCUACCCGAGUUUUGGUUUUAAUGACGGAAAUUUUGAAUACAGAGUUGAAGGAACUCUUACCUCAGCCAGGCUGCCAAUUAUCAGAUCACAAAACGCAAGUGCUCCAUUUAAGCAAUUCAGAAUAAUUUCAGCGAUCCCACAGCAGCCCUGAAACCAGCUUAAAGUGACUAAGUGCUUCAGUUUCUGGUGCCUGAAAAUCUUUAUUAUCUAAAG
This is a messenger RNA of Megalops cyprinoides (Indo-Pacific tarpon), 4147 nucleotides long. RefSeq names its product zinc finger and BTB domain containing 22a (gene zbtb22a). The transcript has 5 exons. NCBI's taxonomy places the organism in Eukaryota, Metazoa, Chordata, Actinopteri, Elopiformes, Megalopidae. Gene Ontology annotation, biological process: regulation of transcription by RNA polymerase II. Gene Ontology annotation, molecular function: DNA-binding transcription factor activity, RNA polymerase II-specific; protein binding; RNA polymerase II cis-regulatory region sequence-specific DNA binding. The record is from RefSeq and is a predicted model, not a curated record. The coding region runs from base 378 to 2636 and encodes 752 amino acids.